Messenger RNA from Vespa crabro (European hornet), 14684 nucleotides. RefSeq names its product complexin (gene cpx). The transcript is spliced from 6 exons. The record is from RefSeq and is a predicted model, not a curated record. Gene Ontology annotation, cellular component: SNARE complex; terminal bouton. Bases 563 to 985 code for a protein of 140 amino acids. Gene Ontology annotation, molecular function: syntaxin binding. Lineage: Eukaryota; Metazoa; Arthropoda; Insecta; Hymenoptera; Vespidae. Gene Ontology annotation, biological process: regulation of neurotransmitter secretion; synaptic vesicle exocytosis; neurotransmitter transport.
UCAGUCCACGACCGUUUGCCACGAGACUUCGAUCUCUGGUACGCAGGGCGCACGAAACCGAGAGAGAAAGAGAGAAACGCAUAGAGUUCUUGCGUAUACGGAAAAGAUAAACGUUUCGCAGUUAGAGAUAAACGGCCGGAUACGAAGCUUGUAUUCACGCGAAGAUAUACGCGGCAGAAAGAAAAGGACAACACUUAAAGACACUUCGCGCGCGCGCGCGCGAGAGAGAGAGAGAGAAAAAAAAAUAAUCGCCGACAAAAAACACCGGUGACGGAGAGGAAGAGAGAGAGAUAUAGUCGAGCGCGUCUCGUGAGAAAGACUGAAAAAAAGAGAGAGAAUAAAUAUUCACAAACGACGAGAAUUCAGCUUUUAAAGUCUACAUCGACGUCAUCGUCAUCGUCGUCAUCGUCGUCGUCGUUGUCGUCGUUGUCAUCGUUUCUUUCGUCCUCAUUGUCAUCCGUCGUCCUCUUCGUCCAGCGGCGAACCAAUAGUUGCCUAUCGCAGAUAAAGAUUAUAGAAGAAUUGUUUUGAUCGCUGAUCGUUGAUCACCGAGCAGCAAAAAAUGGCGGCUUUUGUGGCAAAGCAGAUGGUCGGCAACAAGCUGAAUGCUGUUAAAGGAGCGGUCGGUGGCGAAGGAGGAGACGAAGAUGACAAGGAAAAGGAGGAGGAGGCCGAAAGGGAAAGGCAAGAAGCCAUCAGGGAAGCCGAGGAGAGGAGGAAAGAGAAACACCGCAAAAUGGAAGAAGAACGAGAAAAGAUGCGACAGGAGAUCAGAGACAAGUAUAACAUAAAGAAGCGAGAAGAGGUCCAGGAAAUGCCGCAGGAAGAACCAAAUCCUUUGAUGCGAAAGAAGAAGACGCCAGAGGAAUUGGCGGCCGAGGCUGAAGCAGAGGACGAGGACGAGUUAACGAAAUUGAAAAACGUGAUAGAGACGCACGUGAUGGACAUCAAAACGCAAAUCGAAAGUAAGUGCAGCCUCCAAUGAGUCUACGGGAGUAUAACAGGGACGGCGAGCGCGACAUCGUGUGUCAUCGUAAUAGGAGACGAUGGGGUGGUUGGAAAAUGCGGAAGAGGAGUUACUGCUGGUGAAAUGAGUAGAGGAGGAAGAAGGGAUGAAGAAGUAAGGGGGAGGAAAUGAGAGAGAAGGUGCUGUCUUCGUCGCGUUCGCCGUACGUAGAUCGAUCCGAGCGUGUCGUCCAACCAUCGUUACUCGACCUUCGAAAAGAGAACGCUGAAUAGAGAGCGAAAGAGAGAGAAAGAAAGAGAAAGAGAGCGAAGGAGAGAGAAAGAAAGAGUGAGAGAGAAAGAGAGAAAGCUUAAGGUCGAUCGCGUUAACCUUUCGGAGGAAGAAAAGACAAGUGUUUCAAGUUAUUAUCCGAUCGAUCGUCUUUCAUCGAGGAAAAAAAUAAAAAGAGAAGAAAAAAAUGAGAAAAGGAAAAUAAACGAAAGUUUUGUUUUCUUUUGCUUAAUUUUUUUCUUUCUCCUCUCUCUUUGUUUUUUGUUCUUUUUUUUUCCUAUUUUUUGUUUUUUUUUUAUUGUCGAUGAGAGACAUCCGAUUUCAGUAGUAAAAGAUAUAUAUAUAUAUAUAUACAUAUAUAUAUAUAUAUAUAUAUAUAUAUAUAUAUAUAUAAAGGGCAAUAAAGUAUUGAGGUAGAAUAUAGUAUGAAGGUAGAAUUGUCGAAAACGAUCGUCGAUGGGCCUACGACAAAAAAAGAAAACGGAAACAAGAGUUGAAAAUGUGCGCGAACAAGUAAAAAGAAGACUGGAAGAGGAAAAUGGGACGACGGGAGAGUUCGAAAAAAGGCCUGUGUGGAAGAAGAAGAAAGAGAGAGCCCGUGAAGAAGACGGAUUCGACGAUUCGUUUACGGGUCACGUCUCGUGAGAAUUCAAAGAAGAGACGAAAGAAGAAAAAAACGAGAGAAAAAGAAAUAAAAAGACGUAGUCUAUGAUCGAGAUCGAUUACGAUGAAAAGAAUUUUCCUUCUUUCUUUCUUUCUUUCUUUCUUUCUUUCUUUCUUUCUUUCUCUCUCUCUUUGUUUCUAUCUUUUUUCUCGAAUUUUCUUAUUUUUCACUUUUGAAAAACGAACACCAGUUGACCAAGAUCGAAUAUAAAACAUUUUCGACUACGAAUAUCGAUUACGUAUUUUUCUAAGUUGAUCAAAUAAUGAUAGAAAAAAAAAAAUUCGUGAAGGAAGCAAUCUUUCUCUCUCUCUCUCUCUUUCUCUUCCUUUCUCUCUUUCUCUGUCUUUCUCUCUUUCUCUCUCUCUCUCUUUCUUUCUUUCUCUUUCUAACUCUCUCUCCCUUUCUCUCUCUCUCUCUCACCCUCUCUCUCUUUUCUCUUCUCUCACUCGGAAUCGUCAUAGACGAAUCGACGUUGCGACGCGAAGGUAAAAAAUGAGCUUAAAAAAGAAGAGGAAUGAACGAAUGGAAAGCACAGGAAAAAAAGGAAGAAGAGAAAAGCGGAAGUAUAACACGAGACACAUAUGUUAGUACCUAAGUUUCUAGUAAAUUUUUUGAAAAUGGUGGGUAAUCUGCCGGUAGAGAGAACAAUGAAACAAAUUAAAUUAAAAAAGAUAAAAAAAAAAUAAAUAAAAAUAAAAAAAAAUAAAACACACAAGAGUUAUGUAGUUGCUAGAUUUCGUGCGACACGGUUGUUUCAAUAAAUAAUGAAAUUAGGAACGAGAAGGUAGGGGGUUAAUAUUAAUUGAAGUAUUCGUAGUUAGCGACGAGUUAAGCCAUGAGGGAUCGAGGGCCAUGAACGAAAAGAGAAAGUCAAACGAGUGAAAGAGAUAAAAAUUAGAAGUGGAGAAAUGAAAAAAAAACAAACAUAUAGAGAAGAAAUGAAAAGCUAUUGAAAAUUGAAAAAAAAAAGAGAAAUAAGUGGAAAAGAUAAUGAAUCCGAACCGGCGGCCUUUGCUCUCCAUCCGUCCAAAUUAUGCGAUUUUUUUUUUAAUUAAAUAAGAAAGAGAAAAAUAGAAUGAGUUAAGAUCGAGAAAUAGAAUCUUCGGGCGUCUGAUAUUCUAUUAGAAAAAUGAAAAAAAAAAAUGAACUUUUUAGAUUUCGUACAAGAUGCGAGCAUAAACGUUCGAUAGAAUUUUUAUCUCGGAACGAGCGAGCAACGUCAAGUUUUGCUCGUAACGAUGCCUUUUCCUCAUUUUCUAUUAGAAUUCAAUAACUUAUUCGUAGCUGACAAAAAUUCUCUCUCAUAGUUAGGCAAACUCGUGGUUUUGAAUCCAACCGAAAAUAAAUGAAAAGAAAAAAAAAAAAGAUAACAAGUGGACGCGACAACCGGAGCAUUGACCGCCAGCUCGAAACGGAGAAAAAAGAAACAUGCGUGGUACUUGCGAUAUUUUUGUUCAUUGUUUUUUAAUCAGCGAGCGAGAAAAGUAGAAUAUGUUCUGGACGAGGAAGAAACGAAAGAGGAUUGAACGGCCAAGGGGAGGAAAGGUAAAGGGGGAAUUUAAAGGGAAGAACAAAAAAGAAAAACGCACCAAAAAAAAACAAAAAAGAAGUUAAAAAAUAUAGAAAAAAAUGACACAUGUAAAACCAGUUUUUCUACGGAGGAUGGAAGACAAAAAAUAUUUUUUUAUUUUCGAUGUCGUUCCUCUCAAUGUUACCCGAAGGAAAAAAAAAGAAAAAAGAAAAAGAGAAAAAACAUAGAAUGUUCGUUAAAAAAGAUAAUGAUUAAAAAAAAAAGAAAAAAAAAAGAAACGGACGCUCCCGAUCUGUCCUCGAGCAACAGUCUCUCCCUUUUUUUUCUUCUACUUUUCUUUUCUUUCCUCUCUCCUUAGAUACCUGUCCGCCGUCGAACUUCAUCGCAUAUACCGCAUGAUUCGCGAAGCAACGACCAUUUCCAAGCCUUAUGUUUUACUGCUUAUCGAAAAACGAAACUUAAUCCUGAUAGAUUCCCGACACGCGAACUGUAAACCGUACAAUACGUGUAUCACGCACGAUAAUGUAAAAACAAAAUCGAGGAAAAUAGAAGAAAACCAAAGAGAAAAAAAGAGAGAAAAGAUAUAACGUGACGUAGAUUUUUUCGGUGGUAUAGGAAUAAUAAAAAAAAAGCAAGAAAAGUAAAGAAAAACAAUGGAGAACGUUACUUGUUAAAUUAUGAGUUAUGUACGUAAGUCGUAAAGAAAAAAAAAAAGGAACGAAAAGAAAAAGAAUAUGCGUGAUCGAGAAAUAUAGAAUCAUAAGUCGAAGGGCCUUCUUUCCAAUAAAAAAAAAAAAAGGAAAAAAAAAGAAAAAAAAAGAUUAUUAAAAGAAAAAGAAAAAAGAAAAAAAAACACAGAAAAAGAAAAGAAAAAAAUAAGUCUUUCGAUGUUCAGAACGCGCAUGUUGGCUUUACGUGAACGUAGUUACGCUUGAAGAAAACAUAAACGAGUAAAUAGAUACAAAAACUACUUACGUGUUUCUCUCGAUGUAAUUAUAAACUAUCCGUGUCAACGUAAAAGAUGUACGCUCUUUUUGCAUGCACGCGCUUUCCUACUCUUACUCGUCGAAUGAAUUGAUGUUAUAGGACGGAGGAAAUAAUAAAUAAAUAAAAAAAAAAAUAUAACCGAUCGCAGAGUCUAAAGGUUAAAAGAAAUAAGAACGAUGAUUUUCGAACAAUACAAUUGACCUUUCUUUAAUUUUUCGCUAUUUGAUGGCGUUGAUUAAAAUACUUUCUUGAAAUAUUGUACGAUGUCAACAAAAAAACAAGAAAAAAGGAAAAAUAAAAAAAAUUAAGAUAACCGUAUAAACGUUCGGGGAAAUAAUCGAGUCAAAAGUUUUGAAGUAAAAUAGUAGGAGUAAAUUCUUUCGUUUCAGAAAAAGUUCGAAAAGUUUCAGAAAAAUUCGAAAACAGUACCGAUCUUCAUUUUAUAUAUAUAUAUAUAUAUAUAUAUAUAUAUAUAUAUAUAUAUAUAUAUAUAUAGAAUUCUCUCUCUCCCUAUUUCUCUCUCCCUCUCUUUGCUAUAUCGUUAGAGGGAGAGAAAAAAGAUAAAGAUUUCAAACGGGCUGCAUUUUUCCGUCGUCGGUAGUGACUCGGCAACUGUUUGUUCGUGAAAAACAAACCGAAAACUUUUCUACCAUCCGGGCUUUAAACUCAGUAGUAGUCGAUCUUUUACACGAUAAAGAAAGAGAGAGAGAAAGAAAGAAAGAAAGAGAGAGAGAAAAAGAGAGAGAGAGAGAGAGAGAGAGAGAAGGAAAAACUUUCGACGAAAGCUUAAAGCUCAUCCUCGAACGUGCCGACAUGGUUGCUCCUGAAAAUUCGAUUUUACACUCCUCGAGAUUUCCGGUCGCAUCGAUUUAAUCUACUUACAUACGUAUAAAUUUUUUUCUUUUUUCAUCUUUUUUUUUAAUAUUUUGACAAACAAUUCGAAAAAAAAAUUCAAUUCGUACGAUCUCCAAAAAUUUAAAAUUCAAUUCAAAACAAUUCCAAUUUCUUUCUAAUCUUAAUAUCUCAGUUAGUAAUUCGUUCAAAAAUAAUUAUGCAAUAAUUAUGCACUGCGAUCGAGAAAGAAAAUUUCCUUCACCUACUCUCUUUGCAUGUUUAUAUCUACCUUUACUUGUCAAUGUCAAUGUGUCUAUCUCUCACUGGCCGACUCUUAUGUUUCAUAAAAAGCUAUCAAUAACUUGUGUCGUCCAGUUAUUAAUAACACGAAAAAAAGAAAAGGAAAAAGAAAAAACAACCAUCGUGAAGAUUUGAAAACACCCAAGGCAGAUUGGAUAUUUACGCUCUCCUUCUCCUUCUUAUACGAUCGCAUUCCACAAAAGUGGGAUAUCGCGAAAUGGAAUUCGCUUCUAAAAGGAAAUCAGAAAAAGGAAAUGAAAAAAAGAAAAAGAAAUAGAAUGAAAACUCUAUUCGAAGAAGCAAAAGGAACUUCCACUUUCCACGUCCAUCGAACUCUUAAGAAUGGUCCAGAUGAUAAUCUCCCAGAUAGCUUCUCUCUCUCAGAUUUAACGAAAUCAGAUAUAUAUUAUAUAUAUGUAUAUACAUAUAUAUAUAUAUAUAUAUAUAUAUAUAUAUACAUAUAUACAUAUACACACACAUAUAUAUAUAUACACUUCAAGUCAAUUAUCGAAUCCAAAAGAUAUAUGUACAUUGAAAUAGAAAAAACGCAUACCUUUCUCUUGUGAAUUUUUCGAUAUAUCUAUGUAUGUAUUUAUUAUUAUUAUUCUUAUUAUCAUCAUCAUUAUAUAUGUAUGUAUAUUCAUUCGGCGUCAUCUAUAACAGGACGUACGAAAUUUUCCGGUUGUUUCGAAUUGAUCGAAAGCGAAAUGCAUGAUGCAAUUUCGAGCGUAUACAGAUUCAAAAUUGAUGGAUUUUAUGAAUAGAAUUUCGAUCGCUUCAGAUGAGUAUUCUCUCGUGAAAAUUUCUAAGCUCUUAGAUGCUUUCACUUUAACUUUUAAUCGUAUUCUCUCACUUUCUCUCUCUUUCUCUCUAUGUAUGUAUGUUUCUAUCUCUCUCUCUCUAUCUCUAUCUCUAUCUCUCUCUCUAUCUCUCUCUCUCUCUCUCUUUCUCUCUCUUUCUCUCUCUUUCUCUCUCUUUCUCUCUCUCUCUUUCUCUCUCUCUCUCUCUCUUUCUUUCUUUUCCUCUUUUACACACAUUUCCCUUGUCGUAAUAUUCUUCGUCUACUUGUACUCUAAUACAAAUAAUUAUGCACACAAACACAUAAACAAAUAUUCUUCUCUCUCUCUCUCUCUCUCUCUCUCUCUCUCUCUCUCUCUCUCUCUCUCUCUCUCUCUUUCUCUCUUUCGUGUCUUUCGAUGUAACAUUUCAAUGCGCAUGCGCUCUGCAGGCUGUUAUCAUCAUACUUCGUGUCUAUUGCCGUAAUAUCAUGUAAAAUAUCGAGGAAAGUUUUGACGAGUGAAAAAAAAUAAAUUAAGAUUAAAAUGAAAAGUAAUUUUGAAAUAUAACUAUCUUGAAUUAAAAAAAAAAAACAUGUCAAUGUUCUCUUUUUCAAUAAUUUAAUCUUUUUGAAUAAUUAACGUUUUAUUUAAUUCAACUCGCGGUUGCUCAAAGGACUGAGAUUUUAUCAAAACGAAAUAAAAAAUCCUCGAGUAGUAUAAUUUAAUUAACCAAAUUCUUUGACACAAGUCGAACACGCCAUUAUUCAGAAAGCUUUCUCGUAUGUUGCUGAAGAAAAUUUCAACAACGAUUUCGCGAUAUAUAAUUUCAUUCCAACUCGUAAAAACAGCGUAACUGUUAUCUUUAUCGGUUCUACACAUUGAAUACAACUCUUUUAACGAGUAUACAAAUCCACAUUGUUUUGAUUGAAUUUAAAAUCUCGGAUUAUAAACAUAAUUCUCAAUGAAGGAACAUCAAUAAAAAAAUAUUUUUACUUCGGCCUGGAUCAAGGAGAAAAGUGAAGAGACCAAGAGACUUAAUUAAAGAAUAAUAAUCGGGAAAAUUAUUAUUACUAUUAAUAUUAUUAUUAUUAUUAUUAUUAUUAUUAUUAUUAUUAUUAUUAUUAUUAUUAUUAUUAUUAUUAUUAUUAUUAUUAUUAUUAUUAUUAUUAUUAUUAUUAUUAUUAUUAUUAUUUCAACAAGAGUCGUUCGAAAAAAAAAGAAAAAACUCGUCAAAGCUUUCUUAAAAAACAAUUCUUCUCCGAUCUUUUCGUGUUUCUCGUUCUAUGAAACUGUCAACUCUUCGGAAGAGUCGGCUAAAAAUGUAUAACCAAAAGGGAGUAUACUUUUCCAUCUACGUGUUCUUAUUUGUUAAGCUCUUCUUCUUCGACACGCUUGAUACGACCUUUGUAUUUCGUACUUCUAAUUUCACUUAGACUAAAAAGUAAAUAGAAGAGAGGAGAUAAAAUCGAAUAUAACGAAAGGAACAAAAAAAUAAACGAGAAAGAAGAAGAAGAAAUAGAAGAAGAAGAGAAGAAGAAAAGAGAUCGAUCUUAUACCGCUAUCUACACCGUUAUUGUUAAUUAAUGUCGUGUGUCGUUGUGUUGUAUCUUGACAAGAAAAAAAAUCAAUAAGUGUUUCUAUCCGUAAAAAAGGUUUCUUCUUUACUUCGAGCUCGUUAAGAAGAAACUUUUCGACGAUACUGUCACGGCGACAAAAAUCGAUAAGAAAAAAAAAUAAAAUAAAACAAAUAAAGAAAAAAAAAAGAAAGAAAGAAAGAAAAAAAUGACAAACUUGCAUAAACAAAAGAAAGUAAUAACGAUAAUAAUACUAACAAUAAAAGAAUUUUUCAAGUUUUAAAGAUGACGUUCUAAAAAAGCACCGUGACGAUCGGCUGAAUCACCUUUUCACUUUCGACCUACUUUCAUCGCACGUUUUCAACCAAGAAACAAACAAAAAGAAAAAGAAAAAAAAACAAGCCGGUCGAUUUUACUCUUAUGCUCGUUAAAAAAAAAAUCUAUCGGAAGAGAAGAAAAAAGAAAAUUGACAAAUUCUACGUUCCCCCUAUAGCAUUAUAGAACUUUCCGAUAGCUUAUCACCUAUCGCAAUAAAAACAAAACGAAAUACCUUAAAAAAAAAAGGUAAAAUAGGGAAAAAAGAGAAAAUACUAAAAGCAAAAAGAAAAUAAUAAAUAAAAACGCGGUCCAGGACAGAAGUCGGAAUUAUUCUCUAAGAAGCAUCAAGUUGUAUAGCUCGAUAAUUUCACCGACAACACGAAAUGUCAACUUUCUCGAAUUCGAUUCGAAGAUCGUGUUUCGGGGAAAAUUACACAUUUUCUUCUUUCUAAACACGCUAGUUUUCCUUCGCGAUCGUCAUAAUCUAAAGUAAAAAGAGGAAGAAGUGAAAUAAAAAAAAAAAAAUAAAGAAAGGAAAAGAGAAAGAAAUAAAUCAAAAAAAUUUAUUACAUCGUUCGUCACGAAAAAGUUAUAUAUACAUACACAUACGUCUCUGUUUGUAUAUGUGUAUGUAUGUUUGUGUGUAUACGUGUAUUAAAUCGAAAAAUGGCUUGAAUUGCACGUGCUUUUAUAUUAGUUCGAUGUGGGGAAACCCGCACGAAACCGCUAUAGUUUUAUUCGCGAAUCGAUGAUAAAUAACAUGCACUCGAGGCUAUUUUAAUAUGGAAUUUUACAAAUACCUGCCGUCAAACCGGUCGAUUGUACAACUUUUAUAUUUUCGAAGCGAGGUAAUCAGUUAAAAUAUUAAUUAUUGCCUCAGCUAAUAGGUUUUUCAACUUUUUUCGCAGUUCGUUUUCUAUUUUCUUUUUCUUUUUUUCCUUUUUUUUUCUUUUUUUUUUCUUUCUUUACAUCGUCUCGUAAUAAUUGAAAUUGAGCGUACCCAAGAUGCAAGAUCGGUAAGGCACAAGAAAAAAGAGAAAAGAAACGAACGAUUUCUCGAUCUUCUCGACUCUACCAUCAUUUUCUCGAUUUUGAUCAUUUUUCUUUUUGUUUUUCUUUUUUUCUCUUAUUAAAAUUACAACGACGACGAUUUCAUUAUCACCAUCAGUACUAAUACACUACUUACUAUAUUUUCCUCUCUCUGUCUCUAUCCUUUGUAGUUCUUACUUCAGCCACCCUAAGCCUUCACGCGGCACGUGGCACGUGAUAUUGAAACAAAUAAGUAAAUAAACAAAACAAAAUAAAGAACAUAACAUAACAUAACAUAACAAAACAAACAAAAAAAAAAGAAAUAAGAAACAAAUAAUAAAAAUAAAAGACAUACCUUUAAGCCUGCUUGAUUCGUAUUUGUAGAUUACGCAAUCAAGUGAGAGGCUAAUUUUUAGAAAGAAAAUGAGAAUAAGAAAAUAACAUAUGGCGGUUUGAUGAUACUCGAGGCGUUUCACCUUCGACGAAUUUCGUUUAUUGGAAAUUUUUCUUUGUGCCAAGCUUCGAUACUUUUCAAAAGGAUCGAUCAAACUUCCUGUUAAAAAAAAGAAAAAAAAACAGAAUGAAAAACAUGCGAAAAGAACGCAAUGAAUUUUCGUCGAAGGAGCAACGCAAUAUGUUAAUGACAUCGCUUAGAUAUUUUAUUAAGUAGAUUUGAAAAUUACGAAGAGGGUUUAAAAAGAAAGACGAAAAAAAAAAUUGAUAAAGGGUUAUAGUGAGAAGAAAAGUUAGGUUGAACAUGCGCCGAAGUGUUAAGAUUAUUGUACUAUUAUUAUAAUUAUUAUGAUUAUUAUUACGAUAGGUGUUUCGUUCUUUUAUCAUGUAAAUAGUCACUACGAGCACCAGCGCGACCAGCGUUUUAAUAUUAAAUGACGUCUUAGGGAUUAUUCAACUAUGCGACUUGCGAUGACGAUAAGGGAUGAAGAAAAAAAUAUUAAAAUAAAAUAAUGGAAAGCGAAGAGAGAAGAAAAAAAAAGAUAUAUGAAAAGUGAUAAUGAACAAAAAGUGCAUUUCGUAUUCCUCGACAUUCCGAAUUUUGUCUUCGUCUUGAUCAGAAUUUUAUCAAAAUAAGGAAAGAAAAAAAAGGGAAACGAUAAAUUAGUGAAAAAAUCUGAAUUUUUUUAACGAAGAAAAUUUUCUGGGUGUCGAUCGGAUAAAAAAGAAAACAAAAUGAAACAAAAGUGAAAGAGGAAGAAGAAAAUAUAUUAAAUUAUUACCGGCGUAACUUUGCAAUAUACCGAUUUGACUAAUUCAAAGACAACGACACAACGCAUUAUAAAGUAAUAAUUGAUAAACUUAAUUAGCGAUUGAUGUAACGUUAUUACAAGGAUUAUUCUCCUAUAAGAGAAUUACAAUGAUGAUAAUGAUGAAUUAUUAUGAUGAUGAUAACAAUGAUAAAUGAUGGUGAUGAUUAUGAUCAUUAUUAUAUAUAUUAUACAUAUGCAUAUUAUAUAUAUAAAAAAAUAUAUAUAUAUAAAUAUAAAUAUAUAUGCGUGACACAGAAUAGAAUUACGACAGAGGAAAACAAAAAACAAUAAAUAAAUAAGAAACAAGACAAAAAACGUUAGCUGUCGAGGGACUAUGAAGAUUUGUCCGAAAAACAAAAUGAAAAUAAAAAUGAAAUAAAGAAUAACAGGAAAUAAAUGGAUUGCGAUAAAAUAAAAGAACAUAAAAACAGGUGUAAAUUCAAUAGGCUUAACUUAUCAAAAGAAAAAAAGAUUUCUAGGAUUGAUACGGGCCAGCUUUUUCAUGAGAAAGUCAUAGAAGAGAGAGAGAGAGAAAAAAAAUAGGGUGAAAGGUCGAUUCAGAAAGAAGAAUAAAAAGAUGACACUGUUUUUUUGACUGCCACUUUCGAUAGGAACAUUCUGUAACGUGUUUACCAUCUUCGAGCGGACUUGUGCGAUUUUUUGGGUGAUGAUAAUAAUAAUCGUCCAAAAGUUUUUUAUACUGAACUGAUAGAUCCGAUAGACCGUUUUACGUGAAAAAGAGAAAUGGAUGAGGAAUGAAUAAAUCAAAGCGAUCGCUCGUUCUUUGCAACGUUCAUAAAUAUACGCAAACAUGUACUUAUUUACUUAUAUAUUAUUGUAUUUGUCACCCUGUAUCCUAUUAAACGUAUUGAAUCGAUGUUUCUUCUCCUAACACAGAACAACCUUCUAAAGAUAGGAUAACACAAAAAAAGAAAAAAAAGAAAAUAUUCAAAGAAGUGGAUAGAACGAACAGAACGAGUGAUCGAGCGAAAAAUGCGCAUUUCGAAAUUUGUUGAACCAAGAAGCAAUAUUACGAAUGCCUGUAAUAAUAAUAAACGUUAUUAUAUGGAACCUUUUAACCAAAAAGCAAAGAACUGACCAGCGAGCGAAGCACGACAACAAUGCGUAUAUAGAUUCUAUAAGCAGUGUAAAGUUUAAGGUCCGAUAUACGCGUAUUACGAAUAAAAAUGAACAAGAAAAAUGAGAAAACGAAGAAAAAAAAAAGAAACUAACACACGCAGCCUGAGUCGCGACACAACGUACAGACAACGAUACACAUAUUCACUUACGUACAUGCACACACACACACACACACACAGAAAUAUACAAAUAUACAAAAUAUUUUCGGUGUUCCUUCACGCAUCUAAUCUUAAAAAAAGGAUAAUACUAAUACUAUUAUUAAUAAUAAUAAUAAUUAUAAUUAUAAUAAUUAUAAUAAUAUAAUAAUAAUAAUAAUAAUAAUAAUAAUAAUAAUAAUAAUAAUAAUAAUAAUAAUAAUAAUAAUAAUCACAACACACAAAGAAAAGAAGAGGAAAGUACACCGACACGAAACACGACGAGUAUAUAUCGCGACAAAAGACCAAGAAACACGUAAAAAUCAGUGAUGCGCAUGCGCGCGCGCGCGUUGAUUAUAAAUACAAGAAAAACAAUAAUGAAACACGAUGAAAGUCCCUUCAUUCGUACGUGUAUAUGCUGUGCUUAGAAAAAUAAAAAAGCGAGAUUGAAAGUACACUUUCGGUGGAAAAGAAAAAUAUCUAUGCUCAAGUAUAAUUUUCUUUCUUUUUUCUCUUUUCUUUCUUCUAGUUUCAUUUUUUUCUUCUUCGUUCCGCUAAUUGAUUGUCAACGAUAAUUACGAAUUGUAAACGUUCGAGAAAGACAAACGAAUCCUCGGUAGGAGUUCGAUAUUUCGGGACUUCUUCGUAAGGAAUGAAUUGUCCAAAUAUGUAACUUUUUGAUCGACGAUCAUGGUCUUUCGGCAUGCUCUAAAGAUCGCACGAAGCUUGCUCGCGCAAAGACAAGUUAAAAAAACAACGAGAUUUUCUCGUAGGGAAAAGAAACAAGAAAAAAGAAGAAAAAAGAAGUAGAAAAAUGAGCGAGGAUUGGACGCGAGUAGCAGGAAGAGUGAAUGAGACUGAGGGUAUAGGAAAGAGAAAAAAUAAUAAAAAAAAAAAUAAAAGAACAGUAAGCGAAAAGAGGGUAGAGAGAUUAAGAUAUUAAAAAAAUAAUAAUAAAUUCCCUUGUAUAAAGUAGUGAGCGUAGUGGCUAAACCAGCAAAUAAACCGAUACAAAACAAAACAAAAAUUACUGAAUUAUUGAUACCGGAAAUUACACAAACGAGUUUGUUGUUGAACAUAAUUAUAUAUUGUAUAACAUUUAAGUAAUAACGCGUACAUACAGAGGAAUAACGUAAAAGAUGCGAAAAAUAAAAAAGAGAGAGAAGAGAAAGCGAAAGAAACGGUUGGAGACGAAGGAUUGAAAAGGAUGACGAUGAUGAUAAUAUUAUAUAUACAUAUUGUUGUUAGAUAUAUACAUAUUAUAUAUAUAUAUAUAUAUAUAUAUUGAUAUAAAAAUGAAAUAAUUUAGGCGUUAAACAGCGACUCAUUUAAACGUAUAUAUUUACGCGUACACAUGCGAACAAAUACACAAACACUGUUCCUACACACAUGUAUAAACUUUCAAAAAAACAUUUUAAAAAUUAUCAUUCAUUUAACACUAAUAAUGAUGUACCCUAACAACAUGUUACACUGAUAACAUAUACGUACAUAUGUGUAUAUAUACAUACGAUAGUAAAUACAAAUAUGUAUCUAUAUGUACGUAUAUGUGCACAUAAAAAAAAAGAAAACAAUAUAAACAGACAGACGACCCAAAAAAAAUAUUACACAACAUGAAAUUCAACACGACAUGCGAAUUUUUUUUUUCUUUGUAGCUAUCCGCGCGUAGAGAGGGAAGGGGACGCUCGUAAUCAUUAAAAAAAAAAGAAAAAGAAAAAAAACAAAGAAAGAAAGAAGGAAAGAAAAUGAAGAUAAAACAUUAACACAUUGCUAAGUAGUAACAUGGCUCAUUUUAACGUGAAAAAUACAAGGAGACCUACUUUUUUGCCAUUCGUUGCUCAUCUUGACCCUUAAAACGAUGUAUUUACGUGAGUGCGAAAGAGGAAGACAGAGACAGAAAAUAGAAAAGUUAAAAAAAAAACAAGAAAAGAUAAAUAUCAGGAAUUUCGCGUAAGCUCUAACUAAAACGAGUCGAAGAGCUUUUUUCUCCGAUGUCGAACUUCUUUUACCUUCGGUCAAAGAGAAGAUGAAAACCAACAAAAAGAAUCGCAAUGAAAAAAAAAAAAAAGAGAUAGUAAAAGGUUUCGACUUUUGCGUAGGAUCGCGUUUUAAGAGUCAAAAAGGAGCCUGUUACGACUCGCCGUUUUAAAAAGUCGGAUCGGAAUCUAAAAAGCCAUAAACGAAAGACGUAAACGUUAGAGGUGAAAGAACAAAAGCGAGAAAAGAAAAAAAAUAGUAUAAUAUAGGGAGAACGUGAAAAAGAGAGAGAGAGAGAGAGAGAGAGAGAGAGAGAGAGAGAAAGAGAGAGAGAGAUGGGAAGAAAAAGAGAGAUACAGAUAGAAAUAGAAAUAAAGAUAGAUAGAUAGAUAGAUAGAUAGACAGAUAGAUAGAGAGAGAGAGAGAGAGAGAGAGAGAGAGAGAGAGAGAGAGAGAGAGAGAGAGAGAAAUAGGAAAAUAACGAGACGAAAGUGAGGACAAAAGGGGAAAAAAACACGAGCUCUCCCCCUUUCUUACUUUAUAAAACGAAAGACUCGAUGGCAUUAUUAUUUUCGCUUUUUUCACGUACCGAGAGGGAAAGAAAUACGACGAUAGAAUAUAGAAGCGAGUAAAAACGAAUAAAAGGGAUGGGAGGUUGUAGAUGAGAAAUAAAAAUACGAUUAACACAAGUUUCGGGGCGCGCCUCGCCGUUAUAGCUCUUAAUAUAAAAAGAAAAAAAUAAAACAAAAAAAAUAGAAAAAAGAUAAGAUAGCGUCAUUACGACUAAUAAUUAAAGGAAAAAAUGAAAAUAAAAAAAAUGAAGUAAAUCAUUAAGCAAGAUUAUGCGUUUAUGUUAUUUAGUUCUAACCACUGAAAUGAGAACAAAAAAAUGUAAUAAAAAUCAAUCAUGUUACCAAA